Molecule: messenger RNA, 2220 nt
Organism: Limulus polyphemus (Atlantic horseshoe crab)
Lineage: Eukaryota; Metazoa; Arthropoda; Merostomata; Xiphosura; Limulidae
Product: G protein alpha o subunit-like
Exons: 3
Biological process (GO): adenylate cyclase-modulating G protein-coupled receptor signaling pathway
Cellular component (GO): heterotrimeric G-protein complex
Molecular function (GO): G-protein beta/gamma-subunit complex binding; guanyl nucleotide binding; G protein-coupled receptor binding
Source: RefSeq, a predicted model, not a curated record
UUUCCUUGACGACCUGGAACGGUUGGGGAAAAAAGACUACAUGCCCACCGAACAAGAUAUUUUGAGAACGAGAGUGAAAACUACAGGAAUCGUGGAGGUUCAUUUUUCGUUUAAAAACCUAAACUUUAAACUCUUUGAUGUAGGAGGACAAAGAUCAGAGCGGAAGAAGUGGAUCCACUGCUUUGAAGAUGUGACUGCUAUUAUAUUCUGUGUGGGCAUGAGUGAAUAUGACCAAGUGUUACACGAAGACGAAACAACCUUCACAGGAGCCCAAGAGUAUGGUGAAGCUGCAGCCUACAUCCAAGCUCAGUUUGAGGCCAAAAACAAGUCAACUAACAAGGAAAUCUACUGUCACAUGACCUGUGCUACAGACACAACCAACAUCCAAUUCGUGUUUGACGCAGUCACUGACGUCAUUAUCGCCAACAACCUGCGAGGUUGUGGGUUAUACUGAAACCACAAGUGUCUGUCUGUCUGCUGCUGACACUACACUGUUGGUCGAAAAUUUCAGUUUCUGGUUGAGCACGUGAUGUAUUUUAUUGGGUUUUUUUUUUCGCUACAAUCGCCAAUCGUCUCUGGUUUCCUGUCGUGUUGCUACGCAAUACAAAGGAUGUAACUUUUGUGUGAUGUUAGGUGUGUAUCAUCACAUAAUUUAUGGGUUAUUUGCUGUAACAUCAUCUAUUUUGGUGUCACUUGGUUACUUUUAUCUACCAAAUUUAAAACUAGAGAAGACAGUUGUCAGAGCGUAGGGUCAGCCCUUAAAGAAACGAUAAGGGGAAACAAAAAAGUUCCAUUUUAGACUUAAAGCCCCAAGUCUAAAAUGUGCGUUUUUGUUAGUCAGAGUUUUUAUUUGGUUGAUGAAUAUAAUUAUAGCAAAAUAUUAAACGUUUCUCUGAAAUACGUCGCAGGAAAGCACCAGAAUGUUUCGCAAAAGCUUGUGAAAAAGUUGUCUUGGAACUCUUCUUGUAACCUGUUUUAACAUAUAUAAAUAAGGACUCUGUCAGCACUAAAUAUUCCCAAUCAAAUAUAAACAUGUGGUCGUCGCUUGGAACAGAAUACAACACUUGAAGAGAUUAUAUUAACUUAUUAUUAGCUGAAUCAUUAAGUUAGACUCAAUAAUUUACACAAAGUAAAUGUAAUGGAGAAACAGUAACUAAUGAAUGGGGAGUUUAUAUUUCUUCAUUAGUAUUUAUUUUUAAUAUCACUAAGUUAUAUAUGAGAACCUUCUCACUCGUAGUCAGUUCGUUCAAAUUUAAAGAUCGUAUGUGGACAAACGCGUGUUAGCUAGGAUUUUCUCCCCGUUUAAAAAUGAAGGGAAAAUGUCCAGUUAAUAAGCAUGAGAUCUGUGCCAUCAACACCUAGAAUAUCUUGUGUGUCAAGAUGCUUUGAUUUAGAAGAUUAUUACGUGCUAUUACAGAAUUGAGGAAAAACAAGACAAUUGUACGUUUCACAAGUACAUCAUUUCUUCACGACCAUAGUUUCGCCAGUAAAGGCAUCAAUCCCAAAAAAUCAGAUUUCUUUAGGUACGUUUUGGGAAAUAAAUAUCACCAGAGAUAAACUUCUAUCGUUCUUGUUGUUGUUAGCUCCAACUUUAAAUUACUGGCUGCUCUUCGCUACGCCCAUUUUCUGAGUAAGAAUCUCAGGAUUCAACAGAAACUAAAAAAAAAAGAUCGGUGUGAUUGCUAAAGUGAAUGACAUAUACAGCUGGCAUCCAAUGAAGUUGAACAAUUUAUUCUGUAAUCGUUAAGAGAACGUGUUGUGUCAAGGUGAUGAAGGUUAAACACUCCUUGGUAUGUAAAACUUUUAUGAGGUCGUGUUACACUAAGAAAAUUAAGGAUGGAAUUGCAUAAAGAUAAUUCAAUCAACUGAACCUAAGUCUGCAACCAGUAUCAUCGUUCUACAUAAAUAGGAUAGAAAGUGCUGGACAUCUUUCCCUUUAAUAAUUCACCAUUUGUUUAGUGAUAAACUUUGAAAAAGUAUCUAAUAGUACACUUUAUCAUAUCUACUGUAAUAGUGAAACAAUUUUCGUUGGGUUUCUUUAAUCUAUAACCUACUUUUCCUGGUUAGGAAAUUAAUAGCUACGUAAAAUAGAAAAAAAAAAACUUUUGAUGUUCAAACGUUCUCCUUUUGUAUAUGUAUAGUGCAGAGGUCAUAGGUCACGACCUACUUUGUUAGACUACUGGCUUUAUCUGUAUUGUUGAAUAAAAGCUUCUAAAAGUU